ACUGAGACUCACGGCGCUGCUUGCGUUCCAAGCCUCGGGUGCGCAGAAGCCUCCACUCUCCCGUUCUCUGUGCUGAUUGGUCAGGCAGGAUAGAGUGCAGCUUCCUCGUCGCAUCUUCUGCAGCAGCAUGGCCCCGAUCCUCCUGUUGAGUGCUGUGCUUUACCAGCUGUGUGCCGGCCAGCCAGGGCCCCCAGAUUCGCCUGGCAGGAUAGCUGUUGUCGGUGCUGGCAUUGGAGGCUCUGCAGUCACACAUUUCCUUCACCAGCAGUUUGGGCCACAGGUGCAGAUUGACGUCUACGAGGCAGAACGGGUUGGAGGCCGCCUGGCCACCUUGACAGUGAACAGUCAGCAGUAUGAGUCGGGCAGCCCUUCCGUUCACUCCUUAAACUUGCAUAUGCAGGACUUUGUCAAGCUCCUUGGGCUAAAACAUCGCAGAGAGGUGGCUGGAAAGAGCGCUAUUUUCAAUGGCGGGCAUCUGGUUCUAGAGGAAACCGACUGGUACCUUCUUAAUCUUUUCCGACUUUGGUGGCACUAUGGGAUCAGUUUUUUGAGACUUCAGAUGUGGGUGGAAGAAAUCAUGGAAAAAUUCAUGAGGGUGUAUAAGUACCAAGCUCAUGAGUAUGCUUUCUCGAGCACUGAAGGAUUGCUGCGUUCACUUGGAGGGGACCAUUUUGUGAAUAUGACCCAGAAGUCAGUUGCGGAGUCUUUGCAGGGAAUUGGAGUGUCACAGCGUUUCAUAGAUGAUGUGAUUAGUGCUGUGAUGAAAGCCAGCUAUGGACAGUCAGUGUCUAUUCCAGCUUUAGUGGGAGCCAUGUCUUUGGCAGGAGCCCAGGGAAAUAUGUGGGCUGUGGAAGGAGGUAAUAAGUUGGUAUGUUCCGGUUUGCUAAAGAUGACAAAGGCCAAUGUGAUCCAUGCUAGAGUGAUGGCAGUGUCUCUACACAGCUCAGAAAAGAAGCCCCUAUAUGAAGUGCAGUAUGAGAGAGAUGGGACACUGGGUUCCGAUUACUAUGAUGUGGUGAUUAUAGCUGCUCCGUUACAAAAAACAGGCUUCCCCAUCUCAUUUCUGAAUUUCCAGCCUACUCUUCCAGAGCAUACAAGUUCUUACCAUCGAGUGGUGACAUCCAUCGUCCAUGGCUACCUCAAUGCUUCCUAUUUUGGCUUCACAGACCCCAAACUGUUUCCGUUUGCCAGUAUCCUCUCCACAGACAGUCCAGAAGCUAUAUUUCACAGUCUGCAGAGCUUGUGCCCAGUCAAUGUGUCUGUUGGCUUCCGGCGCAAACCUCCACAGGAAGCUGGGGUUUGGCGGGUGCUAUCUUCGCUGCCUUUGGACAGGAAGGAACUAAAGACUCUGUUUAAGUCCUAUUACUCUGUUCAGGUCAUUGAGUGGCAGGCAUUCCCAAACUAUGGCACAGCCAGUUCUUCCAAAUCGCUUCCUCCUAUCAUUCUCCAUGAUGGUCUGUAUUAUGUAAGUGGUGCAGAAUGGGCAGCCAGCUCAGUGGAAAUGAUUGCUGUGGCUGCAAAAAAUGUGGCUUUGCUUGCUUUCAACCGCUGGUUUGAGCUCACUGAGAAAAUUGACCAGCAAGAUUUGAUGCACAAAGUGAAAACUGAACUUUAAAUCAAACAGCCAUAGAAUGGUUUAUCAACACUUUGCCAUGGCAUUAUGCAUUCAACACUGGAUAAGUUCAACAUCGUGACUGUGCAUUUGUAUGUUCUAUACUGAACAGUGGAGAGAUGGAACACCAUAUCUUAUAGCAGCUGACGCAAUGAAAUAAAGGGCCUUAUGUAGCAAACAGAAACGCACUGACUUUUUCAUCACUUAUUUUAGGUUUUAAAAAGACUUUGUGGUUUGGUACACUGGAAAUGAUUUGUAUGUUCAAGGGACGUUUUCUUUUACAACAA
Messenger RNA from Rana temporaria (common frog), 1899 nucleotides. RefSeq names its product prenylcysteine oxidase 1 like (gene PCYOX1L). The record is from RefSeq and is a predicted model, not a curated record. The coding region runs from base 128 to 1615 and encodes 495 amino acids. Gene Ontology annotation, biological process: prenylcysteine catabolic process; prenylated protein catabolic process. Gene Ontology annotation, molecular function: prenylcysteine oxidase activity. The transcript is spliced from 6 exons. NCBI's taxonomy places the organism in Eukaryota, Metazoa, Chordata, Amphibia, Anura, Ranidae.